Molecule: messenger RNA, 1516 nt
Organism: Psylliodes chrysocephalus
Lineage: Eukaryota; Metazoa; Arthropoda; Insecta; Coleoptera; Chrysomelidae
Source: the annotation of a GenBank genome assembly
UCGUUAGUAUAUCAAAAACAUUAGAAGUCACAAUUUAUUUAUUUUUAAGAUGAUGUUUUUAAAAUUACUUAUUUUAACCUUGAGUGUAGUAGUACAAGUUUUUUCGGAUAAAAUCACUUUUAAAAACGUAGAAAUAUCUUUGUACUCCCACAAUAGAUUCCUAGCAACAAAAAACGUAAUUAAUAAUAACAAUUUAGUUGUUGUUUUAAAUCAAUUUGACAGACCUUAUGACGUUGUUAAAAUCAAGGGACAGAACAUACCGGUGCUGUACAAAAACUCGUUUUCUCAUAUACAUCUUCAUGAUUUAACAAUAGAUGAUUGUGAUUUGGAAAAAAUAGAAAUAGGAGCUUUUGAUAAUGUUCAGAAAUUGAUUUAUUUGACGAUUACUAAUACUAAACUGACUGAAUUGGAAAGGGGUGUUUUUUAUGGUUUACCGUUAUUUUCGCUUAAUUUGCAAAGCAAUGGUAUCAAAAAUGUGGAAAAUGGUGCUUUCCAGGGUAUGGACUCGCUCAAAAAAAUCAGUUUGGGCGUCAACGAUAUACGAAUCAUAAAAAAUGGAAUAUUUACGAACUUAUCCACACUAGAAGAGUUGGAUUUGAGCGAAAAUGAAAUAGAAGAAAUCGAAAAUGAUUCUUUCAAAAAUAUGAAGAACUUAUCGGUUUUAACGUUAGAGGAUAAUAAAAUUGAAAAACUUCAAAAUGGCAUUUUUGAUACUCUAUCCAAACUGCGUCUUUUGAAUUUGGGACUAAACAACAUUGGAGAAAUAGAAAACUAUGUUUUCAACGAUUUGGAAAAUUUGGAAAUUCUUUGGCUGCAAAAAAACAAAUUGAAAACGUUGGAAAAAGACGCAUUCGUUGGCUUGAUCAAGUUGAAACAACUGUAUUUAUCCUACAACGAAAUUGAUACUCUGGAGCCCGGAUGCUUUGUUGGAUUGAAUCUGUUAACUGAAUUGCAUCUUAAUAAUAAUCGGAUAAAAAUGGUUGUUAAAGGAGUUUUCAACCUUCCAAGUUUAAACGUUCUUUGGCUGAACGACAACGAAAUAUCAGUCACAGAAAUUGGAGCCUUUGGCGUCUCAGAAAUGCGCGAACUGGAUUUGGGCAGUAACAACCUUAGACAUCUCAAACGACACGCAUUUUCCAACCUGUCACUGAAAUGGCUGUACCUGCAUUUGAACAAUCUCGAAACUAUUGAAGAUUCGACAUUCGAAAACUCAAAAAUUACGAAUAUAAAUCUGAGAAACAACUCAUUGACGAAUUUGUCUAAGAACGUGUUUAAAAAUGCUGACGUUUCCUUUAUUUAUAUCGGAAAUAACGACGCUUUUGAUAAAAGUACGUUGAAGAAAGUUUCGAAUCCGUCACCAUCAGAGAUACAUUCGGAUGAAUUGAAAUUGGCACAAGGCGGAGUGAUGUACUUGAAACAUUAUAAAUUGGCCAAAAAUGUUUUUAUAGAUGUGUAAAUAAAUUAGUAGACAAUUAAAUUUAUUUUUAAUAAAAAUUUAAUAAAAUUCUUUGGGUUU